AUGAAGACCGACUUCCAGUUUUCCAACCUGCUCGGCACCGUCUACAGCAGAGGGAACCUACUCUUCACUCCAGAUGGCACAUGUCUGCUGUCUCCGGUGGGCAACCGCGUCACCGUCUUCGACCUCGUCAAUUCCAAAUCAUACACGCUCCCGUUUGCGCACCGCCGAAACAUCGCCCGCCUGGCACUGAACCCUCGAGGCAACCUGCUGCUCUCCGUCGACGAAGACGGCCGCGCCAUCCUCACAAACGUCCCCCGCCGAAUCGUCCUCUACCACUUCUCCCUCCGCGGCGAGGUCACGGCACUCGCCUUCUCGCCCUCAGGCCGACACUUCGCAGCAGCCGUCGGCCGCCAGAUUGAAGUAUGGCACACGCCAUCCACACCAGACGUAGCAGAAGGCGACCUGGAGUUCGCGCCUUUUGUGCGACACCGGAUAUACACGGGCCACUAUGACAUCGUCCAGAGCCUCGAAUGGUCCGCCGACUCGCGAUUCUUCCUCAGCGCAUCCAAAGAUCUCACCGCGCGCAUAUGGAGCAUGGAGCAAGAGGAGGGCUUCGUGCACACCACACUGAGCGGACACAGGCAGGCCAUAAUGGGCGCCUGGUUUUCGAAAGACCAGGAGACGAUAUACACAGUCAGCAAAGACGGCGCCCUCUUUGUGUGGAAAUACAUGCUGCGCUACGAUGCGCCCGAGGAUGCCGACGAGGACAACGACGAUAAUCUGCAGUGGGGGAUCGCAGAACGCCACUUCUUCAUGCAGAACGGCGCACACGUCACAUGCGCCGGCUUCCAUCCAGAGUCCAAACUGCUCGUCACUGGCUUCUCCAACGGCAUUUUCUUCAUCCACGAGUUGCCCGACUUUGCGCAAAUACAGAGCCUCAGCAUAUCGCAAAACGACAUCGACUACGUUGCAAUCAACAAGACUGGCGAGUGGCUCGCGUUCGGUGCCUCGAAACUUGGGCAGCUACUCGUCUGGGAGUGGCAAUCCGAAUCAUACAUCCUGAAGCAACAGGGGCACUUCGAUUCCAUGAACUCCAUCGCAUACUCUCCCGAAGGCCAGCGCAUUAUAACAGCUGCCGACGACGGAAAGAUCAAAGUGUGGGACGUCAAUACCGGCUUCUGCGUCGUCACAUUCACAGAGCACAUGAGUGGGGUGACGGCUUGCGAGUUUGCAAAGAGAGGGAACGUCCUUUUCACAGCCAGUCUGGACGGCUCAGUAAGAGCAUGGGAUCUGAUCAGAUAUCGCAACUUCCGCACUUUCACCGCACCUUCAAGGCUAUCCUUUUCUUCUCUGGCAGUCGAUCCAAGCGGUGAGGUGGUAUGCGCAGGAUCCGUCGACUCUUUCGACAUCCACAUCUGGUCCGUUCAGACUGGCCAAUUACUCGAUCGAUUAUCCGGCCACGAAGGGCCUGUGUCGUCACUAGCCUUCUCCCCAGACGCUGGAACACUGGUCAGUGGGAGUUGGGAUAAAACCGUCCGUGUCUGGAGUAUCUUCGCCCGCACACAGACGAGCGAGCCACUGCAACUCAUGGCCGACGUUCUCAGCGUCGCCUUCCGCCCCGACUCGAAGCAAAUAGCAGUCACAACACUCGACGGCCAACUGACCUUCUGGUCUGUGUCCGACGCCGCACAACAAAACGGCAUCGAUGCCCGGCGAGACGUCUCAGGCGGUCGCAAGAUGUCUGAUCGGCGAACAGCCGCCAACGUUGCAGGCACAAAAGCCUUUACAACAGUGAGAUAUAGCGCAGAUGGUACUUGUGUUCUCGCAGGUGGCAACAGCAAGUACAUCUGCCUGUAUGAUGCACAAUCGGGUGUUCUUCUAAAGAAAUAUACCGUCUCCGUCAACCUCACCCUUGAUGGCACACAAGAGUUUUUGAACAGCAAACUGCUCACCGAUGCUGGGCCGCAGGGCCUCAUCGACGACCAGGGCGAAGCCUCAGACCUCGAAGACCGACGCGAUACCACACUUCCUGGCGCACAAAAGGGUGUCGGCGCACGACGAACACGACCGGAAGUCCGCGUCCCAGCGGUAGCAUUCUCACCCACAGGACGCGCGUUCUGCGCUGCAUCGACAGAGGGGCUGCUCAUCUACUCGCUAGACAACACCUUCCAAUUCGACCCCUUCGACCUCGACAUCAGCGUCACACCCAGCACUACACUCGAAACCCUCGCACAGAAAGAAUACCUAAAAGCUCUAGUAAUGGCCUUCCGUCUUAACGAACGCACCCUCAUCCGCCGCGUCUACGAGGCCACGCCCAUCUCCGACAUUCCGCUCGUCGUCAAAGAUUUACCACCCGUAUAUCUCGGCCGUUUACUACGCUUCGUUGCCGUCCAGGCAGACGAGUCGCCGCAUUUGGAAUUCAACCUGGUGUGGAUCGAAGCACUGCUGAGCAAGCACGGUCGAUGGAUGAAGGACAACAAGGCAGGGCUUGAGGCAGAGUUGAGGAGUGUGGAGAAGGCGGUUAGAAGGAUUCAAGCCGAGCUGGCGCGGUUGGCCGAUGAGAAUGUUUACCGCAUCGAAUAUCUACUUGCGCAGCCUGUAGAGAAGAAGGAAAAGCAGAGGUUGUUAGAUUUUGGGGUCAAAGAGAUAGGGAAUGCAGAUGUGGGGGAUGAUGAAGAGAUGGAGGAUGGAGAGGAUGAGGGGGAUUGGUUGGGAUUCGAUUAG
Dothidotthia symphoricarpi CBS 119687 is the source of this 2664-nucleotide messenger RNA. RefSeq names its product WD40 repeat-like protein. NCBI's taxonomy places the organism in Eukaryota, Fungi, Ascomycota, Dothideomycetes, Pleosporales, Dothidotthiaceae. Gene Ontology annotation, cellular component: Pwp2p-containing subcomplex of 90S preribosome; small-subunit processome. The record is from RefSeq and is a predicted model, not a curated record. The coding region runs from base 1 to 2664 and encodes 887 amino acids. The transcript has 3 exons. Gene Ontology annotation, molecular function: protein binding. Gene Ontology annotation, biological process: maturation of SSU-rRNA from tricistronic rRNA transcript (SSU-rRNA, 5.8S rRNA, LSU-rRNA); ribosomal small subunit assembly.